GCCACCCGGUGCUGAGGGGGACUCUUAAACAUUGUCUGCUAAACCGUGUCCAUUCCAAAUUAGGCUGUGGUUUAUUAAUAUGAAUUUGGUUUUUUUCUUUUUUUCUUUUUCUUUUUUUUUUUUUUUUUUGUUAGGAUUUUAAUUUUUUUCUAGCGCUUGAAUAGAAAACAGUACGUAAAGAAUUAGUGUGGAAUUAUUUCAGGCUAAAGCUAUGCGUGUGCUUCUAACGUACCAUGAGCCUUGCAUUUUUGCUUAACUUGAUGAGAAUUGCCUAACCUUAGAUGAGGGAUAUAACUUUUGACCUGUGGGACCGGCUGGGCGCCGAGCGCGGCUACCACGGCCACAGCAGCAGCGGCUCCGCCGGCUGCGGGAACAGCAGCGCUGUCGCCGACCCGCUGCGGCAGGAGGUGGAAGCCCUGGUCUCCCACUGGAACCUCUACAUCAACUUGGGGGGCUUCUUUGUCUGUCUCUUCUCCGUGACUCUGUUUGGACCAUGGAGCGACAGCGUGGGCCGCCGUCCGGCGCUCAUCCUGUCGGCAGCGGGCAUAGCCCUGCAAACGUCCAUCUACCUGCUGGUCAUGUACCUGGAGCUGCACGUCGCCUACUUGCUCCUGGGACGCCUUCUGAGUGGCCUGACAGGAGACUACAACCUGAUCCUGGCCAGCUGCUUUGCCUACGUGGCCGAGACCAGCGACAGGCGUGCGCGGACGUUCCGGGUGGCCAUCCUCGAGGCGUGCCUGGGCAUCGCAGGCAUGCUGGCCAGCAUCGGUGGCGGCCAGUGGCGCAAGGCCCAGGGCAGUGAUUUCCUGGAGCAAGUGGCCAGUGAAACCACCAGUGCAAGAGGGAUCAGUGACCAGCAGGCACCAGAAUUGCCUGAAGAGUUGGAACUGGAAAGAAAGUACUGCAGGACUCCUCCUAAGGAUGGUGAGGUCUGUCCCACUGCCAGUAGCUGAGGAAAAGCACAUUUGAUGAUCCCAGUGUGCCCCCUUGUGUCCUGGGACAGCAUGAAGAGCAAGGUGGAAAACACCCAGGAAGACACAGAUCCCAGGUAAGCCAAGGAA
Messenger RNA from Corapipo altera (White-ruffed manakin), 1061 nucleotides. Its product is annotated as proton-coupled folate transporter-like. Gene Ontology annotation, molecular function: transmembrane transporter activity. NCBI's taxonomy places the organism in Eukaryota, Metazoa, Chordata, Aves, Passeriformes, Pipridae. Gene Ontology annotation, biological process: transmembrane transport. The record is from RefSeq and is a predicted model, not a curated record. Gene Ontology annotation, cellular component: plasma membrane. Bases 282 to 953 code for a protein of 223 amino acids. The transcript is spliced from 5 exons.